Molecule: messenger RNA, 1561 nt
Organism: Polyodon spathula (Mississippi paddlefish)
Lineage: Eukaryota; Metazoa; Chordata; Actinopteri; Acipenseriformes; Polyodontidae
Product: hyaluronidase-1-like
Exons: 3
Coding region: 77-1561 (494 amino acids)
Biological process (GO): hyaluronan catabolic process; carbohydrate metabolic process
Molecular function (GO): hyalurononglucosaminidase activity
Source: RefSeq, a predicted model, not a curated record
AUGGCAUUGUCAGAACUCGUUUGACCUUUCUUUAAAGAUUACACACAAGCCACCCCCACCCCACCCCCCAGUCUCCAUGGCGAUCGUUGUCUCCGAGAGGCCAGGGCUACACAGAGUUGUGUUGCUGUGCCUCACACUCCUAUCACCCGAGUCAGGGGCUCUCCAGCCAGCCCAAGCCCCUCUGCUUCCUGGGCAGCCCUUCCUGGUGCUGUGGGGCGUCCCUGACGCCCUUUGCCAAGAGCGGCCGGACCCCAGCUCCUUCGGCAUGGUCACUGACGCAGAGGGGGCCCUGAAGGGACGAGGGGUGACCAUGUUCUAUGAGGACAGCCUCGGGCUAUACCCAUAUUUUGACUCCCAGAAUGGGGCCGUGGCCGGGGGGCUGCCCCAGCAGACAAACCUGGAGAUGCACCUCCUCAAAUCGGAGGCCGACAUCCUUUCAGCCAUCCCCGCGCUGGAGUACCGCGGGCUGGCGGUCAUCAGAUGGGAGGAGUGGUGGCCCCAGUGGAGCCGCAACCGGGCCGAGAAGAAGAUCUACCAGGAGCAGUCGCGUGGCCUCCUGCAGCAGUUCUUCCCGGACUGGUCCCAGGCCGAGCUGGACCAGUGGGCCCAGGUGGAUUUCGAGGCAGCCGCCCAGACAGUCCUGCUCGAGACCCUGCAGAACGCUCGCGCGCUCAGACCCAAUGGACUCUGGGGGUUCCACCCGUACCCUGACUGCCACAACUCCCCCAGCCACACCGACCGCUGCCCCACCACGGAGAUGGCCCUGAACGAUGAGCUGCUGUGGCUCUGGAAGAAGAGUUCAGCGCUCUACCCCUCCCUGCAGCUUGACAAGGCACUGAGUGGCACGGAGGGGAUACGGCUCUACACCGGCAAUCAGAUCAGGGAGGCCCUGCGCGUGGGGGCACUGACCGGGGGCGCCCACGACCUGCCUGUCUUCCCGUUUGUCAGGAGCGUCUACACCGCCACCAACUCCUUCCUGUCACAGGCGGACCUUGUGUACUCCAUUGGGGAGAGCGCGGCUAUGGGAGCAGCCGGGAUUGUGAUUUGGGAAAAGUUCUUCCCGACCAAAAACCAGAGAGGAUGCUGGGACCUGGCGGACUUCGUCAGGCGAACGUUGGGCCCGUACGUGGUGAACGUGACGACGGCGGCACGGCUCUGUGGAGAGGCUUUGUGUGGCAGCAGGGGGCGCUGUGUGCGGAAAGACCCCGCAAAGCCUGUCUACCUGCACCUGCCCCCCGCCAGCUACCAACUGCUGCCCGACACCAACAUGAGUAGAGGAGGGGGGGGGGUGACCGCCCAGGGCCACCUGCAGCCCGGAGACCUGGAGGCCUGGAGAGAGAGAUUCGCGUGCCAGUGGUUCCAGGGCAUGGAAGAGGGAUCGUCAGCUGACGACGGGGUGGUGAUCAAAACAGGGGUCAACAGAGAGGUUGGCAUGGGGGUAAAGGCAAAACCCACCCCUGCCAGCAACUCCUCAGACAGCAUUAAGAUGCCUGUUCUGCUGAUCACCUCCCUGACUGUCAUCGCCACGCACUGGCUCUGGGAAACCUCUUCAGUUAUUUAA